AUGGGUGUUCCUGGGAUCUCUAAAAUUUUGGAGCUGGCUCGGCGUGUGCAAACUCUGACUGAGUUUGCAACAAAGGAAGGCUUUCAGCUGAAUCCACACGGCGACAACAUGGUUCGUGUUGGCGUCGAUGUAAGUGUCUGGAUCUGCCAAGCUCAAGCCGCUGUGCACUCCAUGCCUAGGACACAACAGGGCGAAAAUCCAGCCCUCCGCAUCAUUUUUUUCCGCAUCUGCCACCUCCUAGCUCAGUCUAUCCAACCCAUUUUCAUUGCGGAUGGUCCCAAUCGCCCUCGUGUUAAACGUGGAGUAAAUGUCAGGGCCGACAAGCCACACUGGAUGGAAGCUUACGUCAAGGAUUUUGUUCAAGAAGCUGGGUGCCCCAUGUAUCACGCUCCAGGAGAGGCUGAGGCUGAGUUGGCUCAGCUGACAGCACAUGGCCUCAUCAAGGCUGUUCUCACCACCGACUUCGAUGUGUUCCUCUUUGGGGGCACAUACAUGAUUAAACCCCCCAACGUAAAAACCGAUGGAGACAGGAUCACAUACUACACGUCUGAUGGCAUUCAAGCACAGACAUCCCUCACGUGCGCCAAGUUAAUCUUCAUCGCUAUUCUCAGUGGCGGCGACUAUGACCAGGUUGGCCUCCCCGGGUGUGGUCUCAAGAUCGCUCAUCAACUGGCUCAGGGGGAACUCGCCGACUUACUUUUCACAGCCGCCACCACGCUCCCUCAACAUGAUCUUGAAGACUUUCUUCGUGAUUGGCGCAACAAGCUCGCGAAUGAGCUACUUCGUGAUCCACAUGGUCUAAUGAACGCGAAACACCCUAAACUAGCCCAAAACAUUCCUUCGGACUUCCCCAAGUUCGACACCCUCCAGUUGUACAUCUCUCCAGUCACCUCUUGGUCAGAGAAUGGCAAGGGCCCUGAUACCACAUCAUGGGCUCUCUGCCAACUCAAUCUAGCUAAGCUUGCAGUCCUCUGCGAGAAAUCUUUUUCGUGGGGAUCUGCUGGCGUCAUCAAUGAGCGCUUCCAAAAGAAUGUAUGGCCGGCAGCCGUCAUGCGAAUGCUGCUUAAGCCUGUUGACACUCCUGGAGCAGUCGACGAGCAACUCUCACACUUGUCCCUGCUUCAUAUUCGGCAGAAGAAGCUUGGACCCGGUGGCCCAGCUACAGGUGCAAACGUGGACGGCUUCUCUGUCGAGACAGCCUCAUUGGCUCUUGCCCGUGAAACGGCCUCCAGCCUUGACGAGAAUAUUCGCAAAAAGACACUUCAGCAAAUGCGGGAGCCUUUCUACCCGUGGAUUCCAUCGCGGAUUCUCAAACAAAAGGUUCCCGAUCUCACAAAUGAGUUCGGCGCACGCACGCGUAAGAAAACGAAACGUUGCCAGCAGCAGCAGAUCAUAACAGACUCAGAUGAUGGAGUUGUUAUGACUGCUGCAGCCACUGCCGAUGUCAUCGCGUCGACCUCUCAAAUGACCUGUGCUCCCGAUGCCAUGCCCUCAAGCUCUGGCAUGGCCCUCGCUGCUGCUGCAGGGUCAUCUUUGAACCCAAUUGCCAUUGACGAGGAUGAAUCGAAGGGUGGUUUCCUUGGUUUUAUUGAUCUAAUGUAG
This is a messenger RNA of Laccaria bicolor S238N-H82, 1602 nucleotides long. RefSeq lists its product as uncharacterized. Lineage: Eukaryota; Fungi; Basidiomycota; Agaricomycetes; Agaricales; Hydnangiaceae. Bases 1 to 1602 code for a protein of 533 amino acids. The record is from RefSeq and is a predicted model, not a curated record. Gene Ontology annotation, molecular function: 5'-flap endonuclease activity; crossover junction DNA endonuclease activity. The transcript is spliced from 8 exons.